Ornithorhynchus anatinus (platypus) is the source of this 1662-nucleotide messenger RNA. RefSeq names its product chloride intracellular channel 5 (gene CLIC5). The record is from RefSeq and is a predicted model, not a curated record. Lineage: Eukaryota; Metazoa; Chordata; Mammalia; Monotremata; Ornithorhynchidae. The transcript is spliced from 6 exons. Bases 80 to 1450 code for a protein of 456 amino acids.
UAUUUAUCUGACUUCAUCUCCCUAUUCAUUCCACUCCUCCCCGGGGUCCUCUGAAGAAAGACAAGUUUAACCCACCGGCAUGGAUAACACACAACCCAAGAUCAUCUGUGAAAAUGCCACCGAAGAGGUGAUACACGAAGAACCAAAAGAAGAGAUUUAUGAAGAACCAAAGGAGAGGAUAUACGAAGCCCCCCAAAAGGAGUUGUGCGAUGACCCCAAAGAGGAGUUGUGUGAAGUCUCACAGAAGGAGAUGUACGAGGUUUCAGAAGAGGAGUCCUAUGAAGUAUCACAGGAGGUGAUGUAUGAACUUCCAAAAGAGGAGUCAUAUGAAGUUUCUGAGGUCUCAGAACAGGAGGUGUUUGAAGCUGCUGAUCCUUCAGAGGAAAAUAGGGGGGGCGUUUCCGAUCAGAUCGAUGAAGAGGAAAUGUCUUCUACCGUUCAGGUCUUUUAUAACUGCGAGUGUUCUUAUAUGGAAGAUGACGAGGGAGACAGCUCAGCCUUCUUUCAGCACGGUGCAGAAGAAGACCACCAGCUCCAGGAGGAAAUACAGAUAUCAGAUUGUGUUUUGGAAAAGCAACAAAUGGCUAGGAGCAUCUCAAUGGACAAACAAUCUUCCCCCACUGGAUUUGCCCUGAAAGGCAGAGCCUUCUCCACUGAUUUGAAUUCACCCACCAACAAUAGCACCCUGACCUUCAACCAGCAGGAGCAAAAUGACAAUUUUCCUAAGGAGUUGGAGAUCUUCCUCUUUAUGAAGGCUGGAAUAGAUGGGGAAAGCAUUGGAAACUGCCCCUUCUCUCAGCGCCUCUUCAUGAUCCUCUGGCUGAAAGGGGUUGUGUUCAACGUCACCACUGUUGAUCUGAAGAGGAAGCCAGCCGAUCUGCACAACUUGGCCCCUGGGACCCAUCCCCCAUUCCUGACGUUUAACGGGGAGGUCAAGACGGAUGUCAAUAAGAUUGAAGAGUUCCUAGAAGAGACCUUGGCACCUCCAAAGUAUCCCAAGCUGGCUGCAAAAUACCGGGAGUCCAACACAGCAGGGAUUGACAUUUUUUCCAAAUUCUCUGCCUACAUUAAGAAUACAAAGCAGCAGGAAAAUGCCAACCUCGAAAGGGGCUUGACGAAGGCUCUGAAGAAGCUGGAUGACUAUCUGAACACCCCUCUGCCUGAUGAAAUAGACGCCAACAGUCGCGGAGACGAGGAGAAGGUGUCCCGCCGCAAGUUUCUGGAUGGGGAAGAGCUGACGUUGGCCGAUUGCAAUCUGCUGCCCAAGCUUCAUGUGGUCAAGAUCGUGGCCAAGAAAUACCGUAACUAUGAGAUUCCUGCAGAGAUGACAGGCCUGUGGAGGUAUCUGAAGAACGCUUACGCCCGGGAUGAAUUCACCAACACCUGCGCGGCAGACAAAGAGAUCGAGGGGGCCUACGCUGACGUAGCUAAACGACUCAGCAGGUCCUGAGCAUCCUUUCCGUAAAGUACUCAUUCUCCCCAGAGGACUCCCGUCUCACAGACUCCUCUCCUUGUUGCCUUGAGAAGCAUCACUCUCGUAUCCGAUUGAAAUCGGGAUUGCGGCGUGCUGUCUUCAAUGAAGGGUUGGAACUGAACGGCAUACCCUUGCAACAUGAUGUUCGGGGCAACAGAAACUAUAAUAAAUUCCUGCUCUGCUGAUGA